Molecule: messenger RNA, 928 nt
Organism: Salvelinus fontinalis (brook trout)
Lineage: Eukaryota; Metazoa; Chordata; Actinopteri; Salmoniformes; Salmonidae
Product: histone-lysine N-methyltransferase, H3 lysine-79 specific-like
Exons: 2
Coding region: 195-923 (242 amino acids)
Source: RefSeq, a predicted model, not a curated record
AUGAAAGGGUGGUGAAGGAGAGGGUGAGAGAGAGGAAUGGAUGGAACCUCAUAAGAAAUGGUUUGAAGACAGAUUUGGCCAAAGCAGACCUGGAGAGGAAUCAGACCUUACUAGGCUGGAAGGAGGACAGGGGGAGAUGGGCCAAGGCCAAGGCUGGCCUACAAAGAAUCUGGGAUCAACAGGGGGAAAGAUGGAUGACGGAGAAGGAGGAGAUUAAUAGAAGUAGCACACAGGCAGCAGAGGAGUGGAUGAUUGAGUUGAGAGAAAAGGAAAGAGCGAUAGAGGCUCUGGAAGGAGAAAAUAUGAGGAUUCUUUGCCUGCAUGGACAAGAGAAGAAGGGAUGGGAGAUGGAAAAGAGAGUGAUGGAAAUGGAGAAGUUGGAGAUUACAGGGGAGCGGGAGAGAACGAAUAGUGAAAUUGAGAAAAUGCAAAGGGAGAAAGACAGAUGUGAAAUAGAGAAGAAAGAUAUGGUGGAGAGGAUGAAAGAGGCAUACAUAAAGCUGUACCAGAUGCAGACUGCCCUGAGGUUCGGAGAGCAAGAGCAGCCACAGAAGGAAACUAAAACUGCCCAGAGAGUCAGGGCAAAGUUAGAGAAGAAGAAGAGGAAGGAAAGAGAGAUAUUGGAGAAGAACAAAGUGAAAGAGCUGCUCAGAGCUAGAAAAGCAGAGAGUAAGGAAGAAGUGAGGAAGAAUAAGGAGAGGGUGAAAGCCCACCUGGACGAGGUGACAAGGAACUAUAACGAAAAGAAACAGAGGGAGAAAGAAAGAGAAAAUCUGUCAAAAAAGGCACAUGGCAAAGAAAAUCACAUGGCGUACAUCCCAGACAUCGAACUGAAGAAGUCAGAAUGCAACACAGAUGGAAAAGUAAAUACUGUCGGCUGGCUUUGGUUAAAAUUUAAAUUCUGUGGAAUACUUCAUCAAUAAAGCAU